GAACGGAACCGUUCGGUUGUUUUUCUGUCGCACAUAGAAAAGUUAACGAACAGAACAAGUCACAUACAGUGUACAAUAGUUAGAGACAGACAUAGCAGCAUCAAUACAAUUGGCUAAUAUAAAACAGAUAACGAAUAUAAAUAAAUCUAUCGUUUAAGAAUAAGCAAUAGAAGGAAAACUAACAAUAAUAAAAAAAUAUAUAGCUGAGAGUCUAAAAAUAAAGUUUGGAAUUUGUGAUUGAUUGAAGGUGACAAAGUUGACUUCCGAUGUUGUUUCAUUGAUUUUUUUUUUUUUUGCUGUUUUCGGACAUAAAAAAAAGUUCAUAAUUAAUACUGUAACCGACACUCAAUCAGCAGGACGUCAUCUAUUCAAAUUCAUUGAUAUUUAUCACUUCAACUCCUUCGAUUGAAUAAAUUUGAAUGGACACAAAAAAAAAAAUACAUACGACUUCUGGAACUUAAUUUGAAAAGUGUAUACCGAAGUGAUUGAUCUCGAUUCAUUUUUUUUUUGCCGGAACAAAGUGUGCGAUUCAAUGUGAACAAAAACGAAACCUACAAAUCAUACACACAAUGAAUGAAACCGUGUUUGACAAAAGAAACCAGAAGAAUCAUUGAGUGUAAAUUAAUUUCAUUGACGAAAUCAAAACUCGGAAAAGUGUUGUUUGUGCACAUCGCAGAGUUGAAUUGAUAAACAGUAUGAGCUAAAGAAUCGAUUCGACAGAAACAAAUUCCGUAAAUAGUAAACAAAUCGAAAAUAACACACAAUAAUACAAUACGAAAUAAAACGAGUAAAAAUUUUCGCAUGCAGAUAAGCCGAUCGCUCACAGACAAAUAAUAAACAUUUAAAUCAAGGAAGCUUUGUGUCAAUAAAAACCGAAGUGAACGAGACCGAAAUAAAUUCAGCACCGUAAAAUUUUGUGUAAUCUCAUUCGGUUUGAUUGAAAACAAGCACGGUGAAGAAAAAAAAAUUAAAAGACAAACACACCUGAGACACCCAUCAUUAAUCUGAAUCUUCCAAAGUUCAAAAUAAAAAAAGAGAAUAUACUUUUAAAUAAAAAAACCAGUUUUUCAGCGCGCGCGCUUACACACAGACACCACUAAAUAAGGAAACAAUUUGCAAAAAAAAAAAGAUAGAUCGAUUCGUGUGAAACGGUGUGUAUGUGAUUGAUAAUCAUUGCGUGAGUGGCAAAUAUCAAAUGACCGUAUGACCGUUUUAGUUCAUCACACUUCAUUCGAGGCUUUCUCACUCACUCUCUAUCUCGCUCACUUCAUGCACUUAACAUUAUCGGUGCGCGACUCAUUUAUCUAGAGCAUUUCAAUUAAUUGUAAUCGCGUAUUUUCAUUUUGGUUUCUGUUUCUCAUUCUCUUUUAUAUUCCUGAACGACAAAAAUAUAUCAGAAUACACAAAGGAGAAAUAAAUAGCAUAUAAUCAGAACGGUCUCUUUUUUUCUCGCACUCUCUAUUUGCCGGUUCAUAAAAAUAUCGUCUGAAUCGUUUGAAUGACGAAAAAAAGUACAUAGCAGCAGCAGCCACGGCAGAAAACAAAAAUUAUAUUGUUACAAAUUAAUGGCACACAUGAAAACGACACAAUAUAUUGGUACGAUUGUGUGUUAUUGUUUUACGUGGAUAAAUGAAGUGAUGACUACGAUUUAAUAAAUGCAAAGUGUUUUGAUUGUAUGCGUUUGUUAUCAAUUCAUGAGAGAGUGACACAUUGUGGCAUACAUCAUCGUAGUUCAAAGUGACUUUAAAUUGAGAACGGCAAAGAAAAAAAAAACUAAAACCACCAAUUAAAAAGAACUAAAUUGAGCUAAAGAACAGAAUAGAAAUUAAAAGAAAAAACAUAUUGAAAAAGCGAGAUAUACAAAAACCGGGUGUUAAUUUGCUAGUGACAACGUUGUUUUAACGAAAGAAAUUGCCCAUUGUUUUUUUUCUCUUCGCUCGUAUGACUGUGGAUAUAAUCUGUGGUUAAAGAAAGCAUUAAAACACAUAGAAAAAUAAAGCAGAAUACAUCAACAUCAAACAUCCGGCAAAAUGGAUAAAUCAUUUGAUUGUUUUAAAUUUUGCAUUGGUUUCAUUUCAUCACGAAGCGUUCGACGAUCAACAGUGAUGAUUUUGCACGAAUAGAAACUAAGAACAUAACAAAACAAGCUACGGCAGCAUUGUGAAGAAAAAGAUCGAUUCAAUCGAUUUACGGAGAAAGAAGAAGCUGAAGUGUGAAUAAGUUUGAAAAGACACGUAUACACGUCCUAAGAGAGGCGGACAAGCGAAAUUUUUUUUAAAAGUGACUAAAUCAACGUUAAAAUCUUCUCCGUGAAUUCUGAAAGAAGAAAUUAAAUUAAGCGGUAUCGAACAAUUGCAUAGAAACAAAAAAGAGAAUAGAAAUCCCACAUUCACAUCCACACAAACACAUACAACGAAAAUGAAUGAAUUUGUGACACCACAUUUGCGUAGCGUGUUGAAAAUUUACCAAGACAGUGCAACAAAAAGUUUGCAAGGUCCUGGCUCAUCAAUUGUCGUACAUUCAUCGGCGAUGAAGAAAGAAAUCCCAUCACCAGAUUUACGCGAUGAGCCAAUAACACCGGCUGCACCGCCACUCCAACCGCCCGAAAUACCACAACCAGUACUAUCAGCUGCCGAUACCGGUCGCAGCAUUCUAUACGAAACCAUAUUGGAAGGCAAACAAAUUGGAUGCUUUUUACUUGGCGGUGAAAUGCGUUUGUGCUUUCCACAAGUGUUGAACAAUGUGCUUAUGAAUUUCGGUUUGGAUCAAAUUAAUCGCAUAUUUGAUGAAUUGCGCAUAUUUUGUUCACAAUGUUCACCAGAUCAAUUGAAUCAAUUUAAAGCCGCCAAAAUUUUACCCGAAGAUGUAAAUACAUCCGGUUUAAUAACACGCACCAAUGCCGAACGCUUGUGCAGUGCACUAUUGCAUCGUGGCGAACGAGCGCCCAUUGUAAAAAAUGCCAUUUCAUUUCGAGUAAUUCAUCGAUGCUUUGGAAAAUGCGAAGGCAUUUGCACACCUGAAUUUUACUCGUACAAAGAUCCAGCAUGCAUUCGAUGCAUUGAAUGCAAUUUGAUGUUUUCACCGCAACGUUUCGUAUGCCAUGUGCAUUCAAACCAAGAGAAUAGCACACUACAUUGGGGCUUUGAUUCAAACAAUUGGCGCGCUUAUUUACAAGUAUCCGAAGAUGAAGAAAAUCGAGAAAAAUACACAGCUUUAUUGGACGAGCUACGAGAACGAGAACAACGCGACAUGGUAAUCGCAUUGAAUAUUCAACGGGAUGACAGCAAUCUUAAACGAAAGGCACCUGAAAUGGAAGAAUCACUACCGCGACCACCAUGUAAAAAAGAGCCGUUGGACAUUCCGUUGAAGAAGGCAAAAUUAUUCGAAGAUAAAUUCAUAAUGGAUUAUCAGUAUCAAGUGCUUUUGGCUCAGUAUCAACGUCAAAAUUCGUAUCACGGUUUUCGGCCAUGGACCAGUUCGAUUGGAGCGUCCACAAAACAUUUACCUCAUUUGCCAUUCGUGUCAACUGCGUUACCGUAUCUCAGCCAAGAGCCACCAAUCUUACAAAAUCCUGAACGUGUUGUUCGCAAUUCAGAACGUGAACACUAUGAACAAUCCUACCAGCCAAAUGUGGCGCUGGCGCCACGAAAUGGUAGCAAAACCACAUCAUCAGUCGGCAUUAAAAUCGAUACGGAGCAUGGUGAAUAUGAAAAUGGCGAACGAGAUCGAUCAUUGGCAAUGGAUGUUAAAAUUAAGGAAGAACGACCGCAAACACCAUCCGAUGAAUCACAUUCGCCCGAAUCAUGCAUUACAUCUGGAGCAACUACGGUUGGUAAUAUACAAAAUAACAUCGAUUCAACACCAAAUUCAGUUCCACCAGUGAGUCCUGAAGGCCAAUCAGCAUCAUCAAAUGAAAUCACAUCAUCGACGUCUCCAGUACCUGCUGCAGCGACAACAACAUUUGAUAAGCUAAACGAUUCGACACAUUCGCCGAAAACCGUAACACCGCCAGUCAAUAAUCAUCAUAUAAAUCAACUAAUGAAUCGAUCUCACCACAAAGAUAUUGAUAACCAUCACCAUCACCUCCACCUCCACAACAAUCAUCAUAAUCAUCAUCGAGCACAACAAAACGGCACAUUCGAAAAUCGACCGUAUCAUUAUCAUCCGUAUAAUCGUUAUAAAUUGAAUGGUCUCAGUUCAGAAUUUGAUCUAUCAACCGACACCGAUGAUGACAGUUUGGUUGGUGAAGCCGAUAGCAGUAAUCAUCCAUCGCCGCUUGAUAUUGCAAACGAAGCACUUAAAGACAUCGAUGCAAAGGAUCGUGAACGGGUGUUGAACAUUAUAAAAAUGUUGUUGCAUGAAAAUUUGCAAUUAAGUUUGAAAAAUACAAGUUUAUUACGUGAAUUGCAACGCAAAGACGAUGAAAUUGCCGAUUUAAUGCAAACAAAUCGACAUACGCACACAACCAGUAACAGCUUUUUAACCAGCAGCCGUAGCGAUACAUCAAGCAACAAUAGUAACGAUGAAAGCACAAAAUAUCCAAGCGAAAGUGAUGAAUUAAAGGUUGCCGAUGAAACGAUUAUCAGCAAAAAGAAUGACGAACGUUCCGAUGACGAAAAAGACAUGGAUAAAACAAAAACCAUUACAAAAUGUAAUGAUAGCGUAACUAUUCAUGUGCUUGAUUCGACCAAAGCCAAAGCCGAUGAGCCAUCACAGCAUGAAUUUAAUAAGCCCGAUUCAGCGCCAGCAACAAUAACCGUUACAAAAACGGUCAUCGAAGUUGGCACACCGAAAGUCAAUGAUACGGCCGAUAUAAAAUCGGCAACCAUUACAAAUGGUACGACAACAACAAAUACGAUUUCAAGUACAAAAUUCGGUUGCGCUAAAAGCGAAACCGAAGUUAUCCGGAUGCCAUUGAAAAAGUCAGUACGACGCACACCGACCGAAGAUACAACAACUGCUGCAACUGUUGUUGUUAUGCAGCCGCAUAAGUUGCGCGAUGAAGCACGCGAUAAAUCAUGUGAUAAAUUAGACAAAAUAUCGCGAAAUUUUGAAAAGAAUUUGCGCUCACUAUCACCACCACCAACCGCUAAUUUAGUGACUGCCAAAGCUACAGAGUAGAAAACAGAUAAUAAAAUUUAAAAAGGGCAACAGACGAAUAAAAAAACAACAUAGAAUACGCGGCACAACGCAAUGAGAGUCUGCGAAAUGAUUAAUUUUUAAAUAAAGUAAAUAUAUACACAGUUAGCUCUAAUAUAAGAAACAGAAAUGAAUGAGAAAAAUAAAAUGAGAGCACAAACGAAAGAUGCAUCCAUCUAACAUGAACAGAUUGAUGGAAAUUCAUAGAAUUUUCUAUUCAUCGUUUUUCAACUCAAAUUUUCGUUGUUGUAAAAUACACAAACACAAAAAACUAGGAAAUUUAAAUAUUUAAACGAAGAAAAAAAUGAAAGUAAUGGACAUCCCACCAGAUGAACUUAUUCAAUUGUUUCCGACGAAAUUGCAAUUUUUUUUACUUGUAAAAAAAGAUAUUUGAAAAGAAAAUUUACACCUUGUAAUGAUCACUAAGUGAUUUAAAUUUGUUAGCCUUUAUUAUUAUUGAUAAUUUUAUUCUCUAUAUUUUUCGUUCAUCAUUUUUUUUCUUUAUAUUCUUUCUAUUUUUUGUUUUUGUUUUCAUUAUUGAUGAAUUAUUCACGCAAACUUUAAAAAUGUCCUCCUUAAUUACUUCUUGAGAACUUUUUGCGUCAAUUUUUGUUUAAUAUCGUGCAUUGUUUUUUUUUCCGCCUUUUCUUUCUCAAUAUAAUAAGAAAAUAAUUUUCAUCGUAGCAUCUUAAGGCCCAACAAAGAUUAAGUAUUAAGAACUAUAAGAUUCAAAACUAUACAUACACUAUGUAUUAUCUAAUAACAAUAGUAAAUUCUAUAUAUAUAAUACACGCAUACACCUUUAGAAAUUAAGCCAUCAAAGAGAUCAUUUUGAAUUCAAUCUAAUUGAAAGAGUAAAAAAGCAUAUGCGAUAACGAAAUACAAAAGUGGAAACACUGAAAAAAAUCAGCAUGCAACUGUAUAAUAUUACUAUUUAAAAUAUAUAUAUAUUUACUUUUACAAUAUUUGUUAGUGUGUGUGCAUGUAAAACAACAACAAAAAUAAAUUAAUAAACCAUUUUUUCGCUCUUUUUUCGUAUGUACAACAACAUUAUACAAUAAUGUUUUAUUCAGUUUUUAAUCAAAUAUUCAAUCAGCAAACAGAAAGAGUAAAAAAAAUCAACAAUAAAAAAUGAACACUGUGUAUCUGAGCUGCAACAUUUUCAAAUAAAUUGACAAAUAAAAACCGUAUAGCCAAAUUGAUUGAUUGCAUUUUAGGGACAUGCCAUCCAUAAAUUAUCCGCAUGGAAAAAUCAACAAAUUCAUGAAAAUUUGCAUACAUUAAGUGAAACAAACAAAGAAAAAACAAUGCAAACAAGAAGCUACAAUCAUAUCGUGGUAUGCGUGUCGCCACUGAGACAGAUUGAAAAAAAAAACAACAAGAAGAAGAAAUUCGGUGCUUGCUCUGCUCCGUUGUGAGAAAACUGCAAUAGUAAUAAUUUCAUUCUCGAGAAAUUAUUAUUUGGAAAUAUUUCUCCAAAAUAAACGACUCAUUUCACAUUUACAAAUAGCAUCAAAUCAACCUACAACAUAAACAAACCGUAUCCAAUCAAAAUGAUGACAAAAAAAUUGCAAAAGAUUAUUUAAGAACAACAAAUGACAGAAGCACAAUAAAAAAAAAAACAAAAAAACUCUAUAUAUAUUUAGCAUAU
Messenger RNA from Contarinia nasturtii (swede midge), 6790 nucleotides. RefSeq names its product ski oncogene (gene Snoo). Gene Ontology annotation, cellular component: nucleus. The record is from RefSeq and is a predicted model, not a curated record. Bases 2419 to 5121 code for a protein of 900 amino acids. Gene Ontology annotation, molecular function: SMAD binding; DNA-binding transcription factor activity, RNA polymerase II-specific; RNA polymerase II cis-regulatory region sequence-specific DNA binding. The transcript is spliced from 3 exons. NCBI's taxonomy places the organism in Eukaryota, Metazoa, Arthropoda, Insecta, Diptera, Cecidomyiidae. Gene Ontology annotation, biological process: negative regulation of BMP signaling pathway.